AUGUGGAAAGACUUGCCGACUGCACUUCGAGAUGUUGUGGAAAUUGCUGACAAGACAGCGGCAAAGGCGAGCUUGCUGAAGGUAGUGAAUGAAGCUGUGACAUCGGCCGCAGACAGCUGGGACCUGAUGUUCGGGCAUUUGAUGGCCUACAAGGAGUCCAUGAAGGAGCCUGAGAGCCUGCAUGUGCCAGUGAAUGCCACAGUCCAUGGCGAGCCAGUAGGCCGAUGGGUGGCUCAGCAGUUUCUGGAGUGGCGGUCUGGAACGCUCAGCGACCAAAGGAAGGAGCUUCUGAUGCAGCGUGGCCUCGACGUGAAUCAGGAGGAUGCCAGAAGUUUCUCGGAGGGGCUGGCUGCCUUCGAGAAGCAUGUCGAGGACAACAACGGGGAUCCUUACGUUCCCCGUGGUCACUUCACGGAAAACGGAUUUGCAUUAGGGGCUUGGGCGACCAAGCAGUUAGUCGACUGGCGCAUGGGCCACUUGAGUGUUGAGCAACAGUACAUGCUGUGGGAGACAAAGUUCUCGCCAGCAGCGCAUCCUGAAAGUCGGGAAGCGCGAGAGAUCACCAUCGCGAUCGAGACCGUGCUUCGAGAAGCACAGCUAUUCCCCGACAGCCGCAAAAGGGCCGUGUUUCGUGCCUUUGCCUCAGCCUUGCUUUGUCAACCGCAUACCAGCAGAAGCUCUUGCAGCGGGUUUGCCGAGCACCCUCCGGUGCCGGCCGUGAAACCUUGA
This is a messenger RNA of Symbiodinium necroappetens, 729 nucleotides long. The record is from the annotation of a GenBank genome assembly. NCBI's taxonomy places the organism in Eukaryota, Dinophyceae, Suessiales, Symbiodiniaceae.